GUCUGCGCCGUCCUCGGCCAAUGAGCGGCACUGUUGCUGGCAGGUGCGGCGUGUUUUUGUUUUGGGUAGAAGAAUUAGUUGUAGUCGAGGAAGGCCAAGAUUCCUUAUUCUCUCCCUCUCGGAGCGGCGCGUGCCGGGAACGAGCUCCCGCUGGCCAGCAGCCUCACGCGCACCGAGAGCUUGUCCCCUGCCGCUUGGCCUUGGGAGGAGGAGGAGUGGUGGUGGUGGUGGAAAGGAAUACGGCUCCUCCUCUCUCGCCAUCCCCCUCCCGCGGCGAAGAGGGAGGACGACGGCCAAGCAAGCGACCGAAGCCGCCGCGCCAAAGAGGUGGGGGGCCAGGUCUGGCUCGGCCUGGCCCGGCUUGGCUUGGUCUCGCCCGAGCUGACCCCCGCCGGGCCUCAGCCAUGAGGAGAGAAAUGAACGGGGUCACUAAGGGCCGGUUUGAGAUGUUCUCAAACAAUGAUGAGGCUGUGAUCAACAAAAAGCUUCCCAAAGAGUUGCUUCUUCGAAUAUUCUCCUUUCUGGAUGUGGUCACUCUAUGCCGCUGUGCGCAGGUUUCCAGGGCAUGGAAUGUCCUAGCUUUGGAUGGUAGCAAUUGGCAACGCAUUGACCUGUUUGAUUUCCAAAGGGACAUUGAGGGGCGUGUAGUAGAGAAUAUUUCUAAAAGAUGUGGAGGAUUCCUUCGAAAGCUGAGUCUACGUGGAUGCCUAGGUGUGGGAGACAACGCAUUGAGGAUAUUUGCACAAAACUGCAGAAAUAUUGAAGUGUUGAAUCUAAAUGGCUGCACCAAGAUUACAGAUGCUACAUGCACUAGCCUUAGUAAAUUUUGCUCAAAGUUACGGCAUCUUGAUCUAGCUUCCUGCACAUCAAUAACCAACCUGUCACUGAAAGCACUGAGUGAGGGGUGCCCUCUACUAGAGCAACUCAAUAUCUCGUGGUGUGACCAAGUGACAAAAGAUGGCAUCCAAAAUUUGGUGAGAGGCUGUGGUGGACUCAAAGCUCUGUUUCUUAAAGGCUGUACACAGCUGGAAGAUGAAGCUCUUAAAUACAUUGGUGCAAACUGUCCCGAAUUAGUGACUCUGAAUUUGCAAACAUGCUUGCAAAUAACAGAUGAUGGCCUCAUUACAAUAUGUAGAGGAUGCCACAAAUUGCAAUCUCUAUGUGCUUCCGGCUGUUCCAACAUCACUGAUGCCAUCUUGAAUGCAUUAGGGCAAAAUUGUCCAAAACUUAGGGAAGAUAAUGGAACAGGUGGCUGCCUGAAAGCUUCAGAGGGUUCUGGAUGAAACAGAUUAUCUGAACCCCUUUCCGUCAGGAUUUAGAUCUGGAGGUCUGGUAUUGGUUGUGCUUGUUGAUAAUCUCUGGCAAGAGCAGGAUGGGAUAAUGCAACCAUCUUUUCUCCCUUUGAUCUCUCAGUGGCCUCCAAUACCUUCAGCAUGAGUAUCCUUUUGGGCCAACUAUGGGAUUGGAGCUGGGCAGCACAGUAUUGUAUUGGUUGUGCUUCUUUAUUCAAGGCUGAUCAAAAUUGGUGUUAAUAGGAAGUGAAAGAUACAGCCCACGGCCAUGCUUGCCGCAGGACUCCGUAUUCCCUCCACCUUUUUUUAACAUUUACAUGAAGUCACUGGGUGAGGUCAUCCAUUACCAUGAGUUGAAGUAUUUUCUGCAUGCUGAGGAUAUUCAAUUCUAUUUUACCCCUAGUGACCCAAGUGAUGCAGUUUCUGCUCUCUCAUAGGGCCUCGGGGGUUGCGAGGGCCUGGCUAGGGGACUUUAACUGAAUCCUGAAAAGAUUGAAUGGCUUUGGGUGUAUGGAACUCUGAAAAACCAGGAUUUUGACAUAUUUAGUUCUGUAUAGCAUGGCAGUGACCCAGACAGAUCCAGUCCACAAUUUGGGUAUUUCUCUGAACUCUCAACUUCUUCUUGAAGAGCAGGUUGCAGUUGUGGCUAAGAGAGCUUUGCACAACUUCAGGUUGUGCCUCAGUUACAGCCUCUCCUGGAUCAGGAGUCCCUGCGCUCAGUCAUUCAAGCCCUAAUCAUCUUGCAAUUGGACUACUGCUACAUGCUGUACAAGGGGCUACAGUUGAAGAGCAUCCAGAAGCUACAGCUGGUACAGAGUGUAGCAGUACCGUCAGUUUUGGAGCCCCAAGAAUGGCCCAUUAACACCACUGCUCUGUGGGUGGCACUGGUUGCCAGUGUGCUUCCAGAUGUAAUUCAAGGUGUUGGUAAUCACCUUCAUGAUGUGGGUCCAGGAUACGGGAGGGACCCCUCUCCAGCAACAAACUUCAUAAAGAGAUUUCAAGAAUAACAGCAACUGCAGUAUUUUUGAGUGCAAAAGAGAUUUUCAAUUAUGUACUGGAGAUAUGGGAUAGAAUUACCUUGCUUUAAUUGACUAGUUUGAAAAGGAUGAACUGAAAAAAAUUGUUCAUGAGGCAGGUCAAACCAGAGAAUUGGGAAUAACUGUUCCAACAUUUUGUGUUAAUUGAUAGGCAAUUGGAAGAGUUGAGAUACAUAGUAAAGGGGGAAAGUUUUACAGGCUCCCUUCACCCCCUACCCCCUUCUUGUGGCUUUCUCAGACACCAGCACCAAAGAGCUCACACAAAUAGGCUUCCUUUACAGCUAAAUGGAAAUCUCUGCUGAGAAACAACAAUUCAGUCUCUGAUAAUAUCAGAUCCAUCACGUUUCAAUCUUUUCCCUUCAUUUAAAGCAAUGAGAUUUGCUUCUCUGUUGAGUGACAAUGUAUCUUGUGGCUAUCGUCUCCUUUUUUCUCUUUAUGGGAAAAUACUUACUUUCUAGCCUAUUUACAAAGCACUGCUUGGAAAGCCUCUCUGUCAUUUUUCCUGCUUUCUUCUCUCUAUGUUAUAUUCUUUGAACCCAUGAUUACUCUUCCUGUUAAUCUCAUCUUCAAAAUAGCUUUUUUAUGCUGAGACAUUGAAUAAUCAAGAAUAAAAUUGUAUGUUAUUUUUCUUUUGUUUCAAAAUCAGCCUUAGUGUUUCACUUAACAUUGGAAUUUUUAUUGCCAUCUUUUUCCCCCCUGACUUUAAAUACCAUUAGAAACACUGCUUCAUUCUUCCCACGACACUUGUACUUUUUACCUGAACUGAAUGCCUGUUUUACUAUGUAAAAAAGUUCAUUCAGGACUUUCUAAUGCCUAUCUAAAGGGAAGUACUUUCCUGACAGUAUUCUCCUAAUUGAUAAUAGCAACCAUGUAGGCUUGUUAUGAGUUACCAGCUUUGCCUCUUGCAGUCUAUACUUAUCAAGAGUGUUGCAGAACUAGGAAUAUUUCCCUAGGCUAGAGCACUACCUUACUGAAGCUAUGUGGGCAGCCACUUACUCUCAGGCCUACACCUUUACUCAACGUAAAAAUGGACUCAAACUUACAGUGAGAUGCAGUCCUUGGAAGGGCUUUCCUUGCUUUGGUAACCAUAUGUCAUUCAGAUUCUGUUCCAUAUAAGAAGUUUUAUAUGCCUAAAUGUGAAUGAGAGAAAUAAUAAUAAUAAUAAAGCACUGCUUACUUACCUGUAACUAUAGUUCUUACAGUAGUCAUCUGCAAAUUUACACAAUUCACCAUGUUACCUUGUUUCAUCUCAAAUGACCUUAAUGUUUCUUCAAGUCUUUUGUAACAGUCUUAGGAACUGAGAGGGUUCAGUGAGAACAGUGCAUAGUCAUAUAGUACAUGUGAGGAUGGGGCUCCUUUCAAAUUUGUAAGCUCUGGAAGGCUCUGAAGGGGCUAGGUGGAGGCACGCAAACUAUGUGUGUCGAAUCACAGAGUAUUUGAAGAACAACAUUUGCAGGUAAGUAACCAGUUCUUCGUCCACAGGACAAUAUAGGAGCAUGUAAGCAUGUUAUGUUUAGAAUAUAUCCCAUUUCUUUGAGGGGAAAGCAUAAAACCACUACAUAGAAUAGUUUCAUUAUAUUAUUAUGAACUGUGUCCCUCUCCCUUUCUGAAGCUAGUUUAUCAUUCAGAAACAAGUGUGAUUCUUCCAUAAAUUGAUUAAGAUAAUUUUGAUUGGAGAAUGUUUGAGAAUGAACAAAAUUAAUUUACCCUAAAACAGGUUUAUGAAGCAUUGUUGAGAAUUAAAUGAAGACAGGACAGUGAUACAUAUGGGAGAAAUGAAGGGAUAGAUGACAAAACUACUCAGCUAAAAGUUGUUUCUUUAGCUAAGAAAGGCAAGCAAGCAGGAAUGGAGAUUUUUGUUUCUGAAAAAUCUUCAGUACCAGUGCUGGGAAACAUAGUAAAA
This is a messenger RNA of Thamnophis elegans (Western terrestrial garter snake), 4232 nucleotides long. RefSeq names its product F-box and leucine rich repeat protein 20 (gene FBXL20). The record is from RefSeq and is a predicted model, not a curated record. NCBI's taxonomy places the organism in Eukaryota, Metazoa, Chordata, Lepidosauria, Squamata, Natricidae. The coding region runs from base 21 to 1283 and encodes 420 amino acids. The transcript is spliced from 11 exons. Gene Ontology annotation, cellular component: SCF ubiquitin ligase complex. Gene Ontology annotation, biological process: SCF-dependent proteasomal ubiquitin-dependent protein catabolic process. Gene Ontology annotation, molecular function: protein binding.